Homarus americanus (American lobster) is the source of this 4356-nucleotide messenger RNA. RefSeq names its product mucin-2-like. The record is from RefSeq and is a predicted model, not a curated record. Lineage: Eukaryota; Metazoa; Arthropoda; Malacostraca; Decapoda; Nephropidae. The coding region runs from base 1 to 4356 and encodes 1451 amino acids. The transcript is spliced from 4 exons.
AUGAUUGAGGUGAAUGACACAGGAAUAUCCCAGAGUAAGAGUUAUGUUUGUCAACUAGGAGGCCACGAUACUGUAGUGCAGAAGAAUAUGAUGUUGGAAGCCAAGAUGGAUUCCCUCAAAGUUAUAACUCCCUGGCACCCAGUAUCACCCCCCGGCACCCAGUAUCACCCCGGCACCCAGUAUCACCUCGGCACCCAGUAUCACCCGUGCACCAGUAUCACCCUCGGCACCCAGUAUACCCCCCGGCACCCAGUAUCACUCCCAGGCACCAGUAUCACCCCGGCACCCAGCACUCCUCGCACCCAGUAUCACUCCCCGGCAUCCAGUAUCACCCCGGCACCCAGUAUCACCCCGACACCCAGUAUCACCUUCCAGCAUCACUCCCCGGCACCCAUCACUUCGGCACCCAGUAUCACCCUCGGCACAAUAUCACCCUCACACACAGUAUCACCCCGGCACACAGUAUCACCCCGACACCCAGUAUCACUCCGGCACCCAUCACCUCCGGCACCCAGUAUCACUCCCGGCACCAGUAUCACCCACGGCACCCAGUAUCACCCCCGGCACCCAGCACUCCCCGGCACACAGCACUCCCGACACCCAGUAUCACUCCACGGCACCCAGUAUCACUCCACGGCACCCAGUAUCACCGGCACACAGUAUCACUCCCGGCACACAGUAUCACUCCGACACCCAGUAUCACCCACGGCACCCAGUAUCACCCUCGGCACCCAGUAUCACCCCGGCACCCAGUAUCACCCCAGGCACCCAGUAUCACUCCCCGGCACCCAGCAUCACCCCGCACCCAGCAUCACCCCGGCAUCCAGUAUCACCCCCGCACCCAGUAUCACCCCCCAGCACCCAGUAUCACUCCACGGCACCCAGUAUCACUCCUCGGCACCCAGUAUCACUCCCCGGCACCCAGCAUCACUCACCCAGCACUGCACACAUAUCACCUCGGCACACAGCACCUGCACACAGUAUCACUCCCCGACACCCAGUAUCACCCACACCCAGCACUCCUCGGCACCCAGUAUCACCCACGGCACCCAGCAUCACCUUCGGCACCCAGUAUCACUCCCCCGACACCCAGUAUCACCCACGGCACCCAGUAUCACCCCCGGCACCCAGCAUCACCCCGACACCCAGUAUCACCUCAGCACCCAGACACCCCCGGCACCCAGCAUCACCCACGGCACCCAGCAUCACCUCGGCACCCAGCAUCACCCCGGCACUCAGUAUCACCCCGACACCCAGCAUCACCUCAGUACCCAGUAUCACCCCGGCACCCAGUAUCACUCCCGGCACCCAGCAUCACCCCCGGCACCAGCAUCACCCCGGCACCAGUAUCACCUCCCCAACCAGUAUCACCCUCAGUACCCAGUAUCACUCCCCCGGCACCCAGUAUCACCUUGGCACCCAGUAUCACCCUCGGCACCCGAUAUCACCCCGGCACCCAGUAAUACCCUGGCACCCAGUAUCAAUCGUCAGCAUCCAGUAUCACUCCCCGCACCCAGUAUCACCCCUGGCACCCAGUAUCACUCGUCGGCACCCAGUAUCACUCCCCGCACGCAGAUCACUCCGUCGGCACCCAGUAUCACCUCGGCACCCAGUAUCACCCCCGGCACCAGUAUCACUCGUCGGCACCCAGUAUCACUCGUCAGCAUCCAGUAUCACCCCCGACACCCAGUAUCACCUCGCACCAGUAUCAAUCCGUCGGCACCCAGUAUCACCUCGGCACCAGUAUCACCCCCCUGCACCCACAUCACCCCUGGCACCCAACAUCAACGCCAGCAUCCAGCACUCCCGGCACCCAGUAUCACCGUCGGCACCCAGUAUCACCCCCGGCACCCAGUAUCACUCGUCGGCACCCAGUAUCACCCCCGGCACCCAGUAUCACCCGUCGGCACCCAGUAUCACCCGUCGGCACCCAGUAUCCUGCCGGCACCCAGUAUCACCGGCACCCAGUAUCACCCCCCGGCACGCAGUAUCACUGCCGGCACCCAGUAUCACCGCACACAGCACUCCCCGCACCCAGUAUCACCGUCGGCACCCAGUAUCACCCCCGGCACCCCAUCACCUGUCGGCACCAGAUCACCUCAAACCAGUAUCACUCGUCGGCACCAGUAUCACCUCGGCACCCAGUAUCACCCCAGCACCCAGUAUCACCUCGCACCCAUUACCCCGGCACCAGCAUCACUCGUCGGCACCCAGUAUCACCGGCACCCAGUAUCACUCGGCACCAGUAUCACCUCCUGGCACCCAGUAUCACUCCCCAGCACCCAGUAUCACUGCACCCAGCAUCAUUCCCCGCACCCAGUAUCACUGCCCGGCACCCAGUAUCACUCGGCACCCAGUAUCACCCUGCACCCAGUAUCACUCCCCAGCACCCAGUAUCACCCCCCGGCACCCAGCAUCACCUCGGCACCCAGCAUCACCUCGUCGCACCCAGUAUCACUCGUCGGCACCCAGCAUCACCCCGGCACCCAGCAUCACCCCAGCACCCAGCAUCACCCUGCACCCAGUAUCACCCCGACACCCAGUAUCACCCUUCGGCACCCAGUAUCACCCCCGGCACCCAGUAUCACUUCGGCACCCAGCAUCACCGGCACACACAUAUCACUCCCCGGUACCCAGUAUCACUCCCCACCCAGUAUCACUCCCCACCCAGUAUCACCUUGGCACACAUUAUCACUCCUCGGCACACAGUACACUCCCCAGCACCCAGUAUCACCUCGCACCCAGUAUCACUCCCCGACACCCAGUAUCACUCGGCACCCAGCAUCACCCCGGCACCCAGUAUCACUCGGCACCCAGCACCUCGGCACCCAGCACCCCCAGCACCCAGUAUCACCCCGGCACCCAGCAUCACCCCCGCACCUAGCAUCACCCCUCGGCACACAUUAUCACCCUCGGCACAAGCAUCACCCCUGGCACCCAGCAUCACCCCCGACACCCAGCAUCACCGGCACCCAGUAUCACCCCGCACCCAGCAUCACUUCCGCACCCAACAUCACCUCGGCACCCAGCAUCACCCUCGCACACAUUAUCACCUGGCACCCAGUCACUCCCCGCACCCAGUAUCACUCCCACACCAAUAUCACCUCGGCACCUGCACUCCCCGGCACCCAGCAUCAAUCGUCGCAUCCAGUAUCACCCCGGCAUCCAGUAUCACCCCGGCACCCAGUAUCACCGUCGGCACCCAGUAUCACUCGUCGCACCCAGUAUCACCCCCGCACGCAGUAUCACUCGUCGGCACCCAGUAUCACCGGCACCCAGUAUCACCCCGCACCCAGUAUCACCUGUCGGCACCCAGUAUCACCCCGGCACCCAGUAUCACUCGUCGGCACCCAGUAUCACUCGCACCCAGUAUCACCUCAGCACCCAGUAUCACCCCCCGCACCCAGCAUCUCGCACCCAGUAUCACUCGGCACAUGUAUCACCCCCGGCACCCAGUAUCACCUCGGCACCCAGUAUCACCCCGGCACCCAGUAUCACUCCUCGGCACCCAGUAUCACCCCGGCACAGUAUCACUCCCUAGCACCCAGUAUCACUCCCCGGCACCUAGUAUCACUCGUCGGCACCCAGUAUCACCUCGGCACCCAGUAUCACUCCCCUAGCACCCAGUAUCACCCCACACCCAGACUACCCUCGGCACACAGUAUCACCCCCGGCACCCAGUAUCACCCCCGGCACCCAGUAUCACUCGACACCCAGUAUCACUCUUCGGCACCCAGUAUCACUUCGGCACCCAGUAUCCUCGGCACACAUUAUCACCCGCACCCAGUAUCACUUCACACCCAGCACCCCCGGCACCCAGCAUCACCCCCAGCACCCAAUAUCACCCCGGCACCCAGCAUCACCCUCAGCAACCAGUAUCACCCCGGCACCCAGUACUCCCCCGGCACCCAGCACACCUCAGUACCCAGCAUCACCCCGGCACACAAUAUCACCCCGGCACACAGCAUCACCCCUGACACCCAUCACUCCCCGGCACCCAGUAUCACCCCCGGCACACAGUAUCACUCCCCGGCACCCAGUAUCACUCCCCGGCACACAGCAUCACCGCACACAGUGCAUCACUCCCUGACACCCAGUAUCACCCCCGGCACCCAGUAUCACCCCGGCACCCAGUAUCACUCCCCCGGCACACAGUAUCACUCCCCGCACCCAGCAUCACUCCCCGCACCCAGCAUCACCGCACCCAGCAUCACCCCCUGCACCAGUAUCACUCCCCGGCACCCAGCAUCACCCUGGCACCCACUGGAUGGAUCGGGUCCCCGGGCGCCAACCAGGGACUCUGAGGACAAGAGUCGAGCGUUGUAUCCACACUCAGCCACCGCACCGUGCGCCUAG